CCUCCUGCCGCGGGCAUGGCGAUGUUCGACCGCCGCCUGCUGGCCUACUUUGACGGCGGCGGCCUGGCGGGCGAGACCACUCUCCAGGACCGCAUCACGGAUUACCAGCGCGACCUGGCAGAGAUCGAGCACGCCCUGCUGAAGUACCAGGCGGUCGUCGGGGGCUCCCGGGCACGAGUGCGUGCCCGCGCCCGUGACGAGUGGAUUGCCAAGCACCAGUCCCGCAGGACAUGUACGGCUACAUCGCUGAGGCGGAGGGCGACCGAGCCGACGAGCAGGCCCCGGCCGGGAGGCGCGGGUCUGCGGGGCACGCCGGCGGAGGCUCUGGCAGCGCGCGGCGCCCCGCCGCGGACCCAUACGUGCUCGGCGCGAGCCUCCCUGCGACCGUCGCCGGAUGCCAGCCAGGGCUCCAGGAGGAGCAGCCAGCUCCUGCCGCAGGACGCCGCCGGGCAGGACCGGGAACGCUGCAGAAGUGGGUGCCCCUGA
Prorocentrum cordatum is the source of this 486-nucleotide messenger RNA. NCBI's taxonomy places the organism in Eukaryota, Dinophyceae, Prorocentrales, Prorocentraceae. The record is from the annotation of a GenBank genome assembly.